UUUUCAUGUGCAGCAAUUGGAUAUUUCCUCCGGGGGUCAAGGGGCGCCUGCCUAGCAGCAUGAUUGGAGCUUUGCUUAGGAAGUUCUGGCCGGGCAAGUACUAUCCCCUCGGCACUGUCCCAGCUGGCGAGAAGAAGCUAGCCACUACUUGGACGGACUACGAGAGUGCCCCUGGCGUAGGCUUCCCGACGGCUGCUGAGGCCGUGAUGAGAAAGUUUUGGUGUUUUUAUCGUGUGGCGCCCGAGGUUGAGGAGACGGCCGCGAACAGGACUUUGCGGGCGACUUGUGAGAGGUUGACACCGCAGGUGUGGUACAACCAAAGGAUCACGUCCGCGGGUCACUUCUGGGCGGAGAGAGGCGAGAGGGUCCAUAAGCCGGACAUUGUCGGUAAGAAUGCUAAGGCCGAGUACGAGAUGACGGUGGAGGACUACAUGUCGGUUAUCCCCGAUUGGGCCGAGCCGCAUGCCGAGGCAUGGGAGGAGAUGGUUAGGACGAGGUGGCUCAAGAUGGACGAGGACUUUGCAGCCGUGGCGAGGCGGAACGCGGAGAACCGAGGCGACGGUGGCACACACUGUGGGGGAAACCUCAGCUACGAGCGCUACAAGGGGAAGACGAGGGCCGCGUUAGGACCCGAGGAGGAGAUGUCUGACCUCGAGAUAUACAACAAGAUGCGGCUUAAGAAGCCCGAUCUCUCGCAGCCUCAGCCCUCGCUCCCUGAGUACUUCGGCACCUACGCCGAGGACGUCGAGAACUACUGCGAGAUGGUGAGGCAUCGUCACCCGGAGGUGGAUGACCCCAUGAGCGCGGAGGUCGACGAGGAGUCGUUGGUCCUGUCGUCCGGAGGGUUGUCGCAUGGCCGUCUCGCCAUGCUGAACAAGGCCGUCAAGCAUACCCUCACCACGACCUUCACGCGUCUCAAGGCGGGACUCACCAAGGACAGCCCCCCUCUCCCGCCUCGUCGCCGGGCUCGGCAACCCGCAUACGACCCUGACUUCGAGGCGGCCUACGUGGCCGCUCAUCAAGAAUAUCAGGUGGCCUUCAACCAGCACCAGCAGCAGUUCAUGGAGUACAUGGCAUAUAUACAUGCGUCGUUUGUGGGCAAUCAAACUGGACAGACAGCGGAUUUAGGGCCGAUGCCUCCCUUUCCGGGGCCGGCGCCAAACAUGCCAUCGAAGGAAAAUUUCGCUGCGGAGUACUAUGGGAGAACAACGGGAACGGGAUGUUCCGGAAACCAGGGUGGUGGGAGGGACAUGACACCGGUUCAUCAUGGUGGUCCUUCUCCCGGUGCUACACCCGGUACUUCUCCCGGUACUUCUCCCGGUCCUUCUCCCGGUGGUUCUUCCGCAGCUUCUAACGGAAGGAAUCGGCCCGGGCCGGUGUUUAGCGGCGACGAGCUCCUCUAGUAGUCCCAUAGUAGCUACUUAUGUAUCCGCACUAUGACACUAUGACACUUGUACCU
Lolium perenne is the source of this 1459-nucleotide messenger RNA. NCBI's taxonomy places the organism in Eukaryota, Viridiplantae, Streptophyta, Magnoliopsida, Poales, Poaceae. The record is from RefSeq and is a predicted model, not a curated record.